Messenger RNA from Taeniopygia guttata (zebra finch), 1421 nucleotides. It is a transcript of the gene ETFB, whose product is annotated as electron transfer flavoprotein subunit beta. Gene Ontology annotation, biological process: fatty acid beta-oxidation using acyl-CoA dehydrogenase; amino acid catabolic process. The record is from RefSeq and is a predicted model, not a curated record. Gene Ontology annotation, cellular component: mitochondrion. Gene Ontology annotation, molecular function: electron transfer activity. Lineage: Eukaryota; Metazoa; Chordata; Aves; Passeriformes; Estrildidae.
UGGGCGUGGCUCCACUGCGAUGACGUCAGUGUGAGGAGGGGUUGUGGGCGUGGUUUCCGCGUUGGGGGCGUGGCCAGCGGGGCAGCAAUGGCGGCGCUGCGCGUGCUCGUGGGGGUCAAGCGCGUCAUUGACUUCGCCGUCAAGGUGCGGGUGGCGCCGGGCGGGGCGGCGGUGCAGACGCAGGGCGUGAAGCACUCGCUGAACCCCUUCUGCGAGAUCGCGCUGGAGGAGGCCGUGCGCCUGCGCGAGGCCGGAGCCGCCGCUGAGGUGGUGGUGGCAACGCUGGGCACCAAGGCCAGCCAGGAGACGCUGCGCACGGCCCUGGCCAUGGGCGCUGACCGGGCGGUUCUGGCCGAGCUGGCCGAGGGCGCGGCCGCGGGGCCCCGGGAAGUGGCCGUGGCUCUGGCGGCGCUGGCCCGGCGGCUGCAGCCGCAGCUGGUGCUGCUGGGCAAGCAGGCCAUCGAUGACGAUUGCAACCAGACCGGGCAGAUCCUGGCCGCCAUCUUGGACUGGCCGCAGGGCACGUUCGCCUCGCGGGUGUCGCUGGAGCCGGGGGCGGUGCAGGUGCAGCGGGAGGUGGACGGGGGCCUGGAGACGCUGCGGCUGCGGCUGCCGGCGGUGCUGACGGCCGACCUGCGCCUCAACGAGCCGCGCUACGCCACGCUGCCCAACAUCAUGAAGGCGAAGAAGAAGCCGCUGGAGGUGGUGCCGGCGGCCGAUCUGGGGGUGCCGGCGGGGCCCCCCCGGCUGCGGCUGCUGCAGCUGCAGGAGCCGCCCCCGAGGGCGGGCGGGGAGAAGGUGGAGAGCGUGGAGAGCCUGCUGGGGAAACUGAGGCACGCCGGACGCAUCUGACACCAGUUUGGACCAGUUUGUCCCAGUUCAACCCCAGUGCCUUCCCAGUGCCUUUCCAGUUCAUCCCAGUUUGUCCCAGUGCUGUACAGAGCGUGGAGAGCCUGCUGGGGAAACUGAGGCACGCCGGACGCAUCUGACACACCAGUACUCCCAGUUCAUCCCAGUUCAACCCCAGUGCCUUCCCAGUUCAUCCCAGUUCGUCCCAGUUCAUCCCAGUGCUGUACAGAGCGUGGAGAGCCUGCUGGGGAAACUGAGGCACGCCGGGCGCAUCUGACCCGCCAGUACUCCCAGUUCAUCCCAGUUCAACCCCAGUGCCUUCCCAGUUCAUCCCAGUCCAUCCCAGUCCCUCCCAGUUCAUCCCAGUGCUGUACAGAGCGUGGAGAGCUUGGUGGGGAAACUGAGGCACGCCGGCCGCAUCUGACACACCAGUACUCCCAGUUCAUCCCAGUGCCUUCCCAGUUUAACCCCAGUGCUGUCCCAGUUCAUCCCAGUUCAUCCCAGUUCAUCCCAGUGCUGUAUAGAGCGUGGAGAGCCUGGUGGGGAAACUGAGGCACGCCGGACACAUCUGA